ACUCCAUGUUCUCAACUAUUAGGGAGGAAAAUAUUGCUCCUCUGUUGAGAUUGAAUCGCUUGCUAUACGUGAAAGCAACUGAUGCCUCCAAAUGCAUAAAUUCAUUUUUCUUUUUAAUAAUAUUUUCUUAUUACGUUUACUUUGCUCUCAAUUGCAUCUUUUCAUUUGACUUUUUUUUCGAAUCAAUUAAAGAUUCUUGGUACAUGCUGAUACGACAUUUAAUACGAAUGAUUGGUCAGUUCAGUUAUAUGCUCAUAGUAACUUAUGCUUUUAUCCAUGUAAAUCAGCUGUCUGUUGGUAUAUUUGAUAAAGUUUAUUCACUUACCUUGACUACAUCUGGUUCAUUUGAAUACUCUAAUGAGAUUAAUCUUUUUUUACUUCGAGUUGGACGCUUUGAUGCUGGUUUUACCUUUGCUGGUCUAUUUGUUAUAACUCCAAGUUUCGUCUCAUCAUUGGCGACCAUUUCACUGACUCUUGGCUUAGCAAUACCAAGUCUAUUCCGCUAAAAGGGAGGAAAAAGGCAUCAAUAAGUAUACUUGUACUUCACUUGGUGGUGUCGCUUGUCCUUGUGCUGAGAGGUUUAACUGUGACGUUGUGAUUCAAGCUUCGAGCAACAGUCUCAGAAAAUAUAGUAUUCGAACGUCUAAAGUUCUUUAAUUAACACCCUGUAAUAGUUCAAUAAACAAAC
This is a messenger RNA of Tetranychus urticae (two-spotted spider mite), 688 nucleotides long. RefSeq lists its product as uncharacterized. The record is from RefSeq and is a predicted model, not a curated record. Lineage: Eukaryota; Metazoa; Arthropoda; Arachnida; Trombidiformes; Tetranychidae.